AGCAUUAAUUUGCCAUUUUACUUCACUUUUUCUAAUUAUUUCAGUAUAGCAGGAAUUAUGUCGAACGAUAGCUACUUUUCAGCUUCGUCCAAUAACGGGGACUUGGGUUAUAAUGGGUUCCCGGUUUCCAUCAACUAUUUCACUGCAGUUCCUGAUCUAAUGGUAAUUAAAGAUGCAAAGAUGGCAAUCAUCUUUAAAUCUUUAUUAAAGAAAGAUUCCAUUACAAAAGAAAAGUCAAUGAUAGAAUUACUUAAUUUGAUAUCAAAUGAACCUAGCUCAGUCCAAGAAGAUGAAUUACUAGUGAUUUCAUGGAUCCAAUUAUAUCCUAAAUUAUCCAUUGAUAAUUCGAGAAACGUCAGAGUUCUAUCUCAUCAAAUCCAGGGUCAACUUUUGAAUGUAAUCGGUGGGAAAAACUUCAGUAAAUAUCUUAAAAGCUCUUUACCCAUAUGGGUUGCAGGGUUAUUUGAUAAUGAUAAGACAGUUUCAAACUCUACAAUGAAAACUUUGCUCGAGGCUUUUCAAAAUGAUCUGGACAAGGUCAAUAACGCAAUUUGGUUUAUUUUCACUGAUCCAAUUCUUAACUAUAUUUCUACGAUUGUCUUGUCCGAAACCCAUGAGUCCUUGUCUGAUAAAAGAUAUGUAAAAGAAGCUGAUUCCAAUUCAAAAUACGAGAGAGUUCUCAAUAGUGCAAUUAUGAUGCUCAUAAAACUUAUACAAUUGUUUAAUACGGACCCAAGUAAGUUCAAAAAUGUUGAUGAUCUAACUGUUCGAGCUGAAUCUCUUUUAAACCUGGACAACUUAUGGGACUAUUUAGGAAAAUCCGUCGAGCCAGAUGUUUCCAAUUUGACAUUGUUCAAUAACUAUUUAGUUUUACUAAAGGCCUUGUUCAAAUUGACUCCUGAAAAAGAAGCAAACGGGUUUUUGAAAAGCUUGGAUGAUGUAAAAUCAGUCUACAAGACAGUAUCAAAGAAAUUCAUAAAACAUGUUAAAUUAAAACCUUCAAACAAAUCUUCAACCGGUGGAAUAAUCUUCUCAAACGUGAUUUUGCAGUUUUGGGACACUUUAACAGUUUUAACCUUAUUUGCUCAAUUAAAAUCAGAAUCUAAGUCAAUCAAAAUCAAGAAAAAUUUCUGGGAAAUUGGAGGUAGUAAAAGCUUUUCUAGAUUAACUGAUUAUCUCAAGUUAGGUCAUUGCCAACUGAGUCCUAUUUAUUAUGCGGUAUUAAAAGCAUUCUUUACCGCUCUUGCUGAUUCUCAAAUCAAAUCAAGUGAUGAUUAUGAAUUUUUGGACUUCGGUAAUAAAAAAGAUGCCGGAUCUAUUUUCAAAAUUUUGAUUUCUCAAUUCAAAAGUUUGACAAGCUUUGAAUAUAAAUUUCAAGCAAUUUCGGCUUCGGUUCAUAUCUAUAAAAUAUUUUACGAGAAGACUGAAAACAAAGAAACAUUGUCGAAGGUGAAUAUUAGUCUUUUCGAAAAUAUUCUCGACAUGUUGAGUUCAAGAGCUCUCAGGGAAUCUGACAAGAGAUUCAAGAAAGAAUCUAUUUCAUCUUUUUCACAAUUUUUAUCAAAUAAUGCUCAAUUUUUACCUUUAUUAGAGGGCUUCAAUGAAAGUAUUGUUGAUGUUUCUACUUCAGAGCUGGAAAAAUUCCUCAAAAUCAAUGAUUUUGAAUUCGCAAGCUCUACAUAUAACAUUGCAUCAGUUUACUUAGAUAUUCUCGCGUCUUUUAGUGGAACUAAAGGUAGUCAGUUUGCAAUUAAUAUAGUUGAAAAAAUUAUAGAUGGUUUACAAGAAAAUAGUGCUUUGAUUAAACCCGUGCUUGCUUUUGAAAUUUUAAAGCUCUAUAUAGACAAAAACUUCAAGCCCAAUGAUGAUUUGAGAGAACAUUUAUUAGAAUUUAUAGAACAGCUUCCCAGCUUCAUCAAUCCGGAGUUUACAUCUUUACCUGUUGAGUUAUUUUCUUCUGUCAUUGAUCGAACAGGGUUUGAUAAUUUGGAUACUGAAGUUUUAAUUGAUGACUUUUUCACAAAGAUCUCCUCUGAAAAUAAAGAUCAUUUAGCAAACUUUGUCAUCAUGUUAGAAGAAAAGAAGAAAUUGAAUUUCAAAGACAAUGAUCCUAUUUUCGUUUAUGCACAGAACUUGUCCAAAAAACCACAACUCACUGAUCAAGAAUCUAAACUCAUUUAUAAGUUCACCAAAAAUAAUCUUAUUUUUAAAAAUUUGGUUCAAAGUGUUUCUAAUGAUCUUGGAAAUGCUCCAGGUUUUAUAAGACAUUUUGUGAGAGAUUCAGGUUCAAUCUCUAUAGACGAAGCUGAUAUUCAAACUCAGACAUCUCUUAAACUUAUCUUUUCUACUAUUUGGCCAAGGAUUGAAGAUUCAGAUUACCAAAAAUUCGCAGAAUUGGCACAAGCCCCGGGUACUUUACACCUUCUCGUGGAAUCGCUCUUUGAAUAUAUUCAUGAUUCAGAAACAGAUGCAGAUUUUACGAAUACCGCUAUUUAUUUGAGCAGAAACUUUCAUAUUUUCCCAUUAGAAAAAAUAAAAUAUUGCCUUUUAAAAGCCAUUGAAGGUAUUGAUAUUAACUUGUUAUCCAUUGCAAAUCCAUUAUACCAGAAUAUUCACUUAAUUUCUGAUGCAGAUUGCACAUUAAGGCUCGAUCGUUCGCUCCUACCAAUUGGUAAAUUUCUUCGUACUUUUUUGGACAUCCAAGAAUCUAUAGAGUUCAGCGAUGAAAAAGCUAGCAUCAUCAUUGUUUCUGGUCUCGUUAGUGAGUAUUUGACCGACUUGAACUUUUUAGAUCAAAAAACAUCCUCUGAAAAUGAGCUUAUAUCUGUUUCUCAUUUAUUGAAUCAAAAAUUUUUAAGUUUCUUCGACAGCAUAGAACCAUCAACCUUGAGUGGAUUCGUUAAUGGACCUGCUUUUAAUGAUCAGUCUAGUUUACAAUCUAGUAUGUUAUCUAAUUUAGCUGAACAAAUUAACGUCAAGGAUGGUUAUACAAAGGAACACUUUUAUAAUUGCAGACUUUUAAGAUCAAUUUUAGACAAAUUCUCGAACAAUAUGUCUCUUUCAAAUUUUGAAUCCCUCAAUAUCGAUUUGAAUAAAUUAGUUUCAUAUCCUUUAAAAUGUGCUGCGGUCCUCGUUGCUUUUUCCAAAUUUACUACUGAAUCUACAAAAUUUGAUAGGAUAAGAAACUUUGUUGCUGCUGAAAUGUUAGGAGUCAGAUCCGAAGAACAUAUUCUUACCCAAGGAUUAAAAUGGCUUACCUUAAGUAUCAAUUUUUUGAAUGUCGACCUUGAAGACGGGGAAAAAUAUGAGUUCAUUCCUCAGCACAGAUUGGCCAUGGUUAUUAAUCAAAUUUCUAAAUGGUUGGAAAGCGAUAUUGCUUAUGAUGAAUCAUUUAUUGUAAUGAGAACGCAAAUUUCGAGAUUAUUUACCGGCUUGCUUAAAUUAAAUUCAUCUUUGCUUCCAGAUAAGUUUUGGGAAUUGGCUAUCAACCUAUGUCAAGAUAAUAUAAGCACUGCCCAAGUUGAAUAUGCUCAUAUUGACUUGAGGCAUGCAACUUUCAAAUUAUACAUGAGUUUGGAUAAAUCGUUCUAUAAAAUUGAAGAUUCCUCGCUUUGGAAGGAGUCCAAGUCCUCUAUUGUGGAAGAACUCCUUGAAUUGGCUACUAAUGAAGAAUUGGUUUCAGCUGAUCAUAAGCUCAACAAUAUGCCUGUUCUUUUGAGUAAUGAACUUUUGAAUCGAUUACUUAUCAAAGAGCCUAUAUCUUUAUCAACUAUUAAAGAGAAAAAAGACCAAUUUUACUCUCUUUUGUUUAACGCUAAGUACGUCUCUUUACAAAGGAUAGGUACCCAUUAUUUAGAAAAGUUGAUUUUAGAAAGUCAGCAAGAUUUCGUUGUUGAAUAUCAACUUAGAAAAUCAAAUUUGGGCAAGUCUGAGUCUGAUGAAGACGAUAAUGUCAAAGCACUUCUUCCUCAACCUUUAUGUGAGAGCCUUCAAAUAGAAGAUGCCGAUAUAGAAGAUUUUUUUGUUGACGAUGUCCCAGAGAAAGGCUUCAAGUAUUUGUUUAGUUGGCUCUUGGUGUUUUCUCAUUUUAAAGAUGUUACUUAUUCGAUUAGAACGGAAUAUUUAAAUCAAUUAAAACAAUUUAAUGUCAUUGAUAAACUAUUUGACAUAAUAUUCAGAGAAGCUGAUGUCUCAAAUACACAAACAUUAAAAUCUUUCACCAAAUCAAGGAUUGUUAAGAGUAAUGCUAAAAUUGAAAUCUCUGAUAACCUCAUUCAAGAAUAUGCUGUUUCUGAAGGAUAUCCAGGGGAGGAUGCUUUAGUCGAAAUGAGAUUCUUACUUAUCCACUUAUACUAUUUAUCCUUCCAAUAUCUUGGUUCAUAUGUUCAGUCAUGGUUUAACUCUAUAAGAGAUCGCUCUUUGAAACAAAAGAUAGAGAAAUUUUCGGUUAACUUCACUUCACCUUUGAUUAUUAGCAAAAUCUUAGAACAAAUUUCUAAUUCCAAAGAGAAAUUAAUUGGAAACAAAGAUAAUAUGACAAUCAAAGUUAAUACUGUUUCAAAUGAAAUCAAGUCAAUAUAUGUCAUCGACGAACAGACGAUGGAGAUGAUAAUCAAAAUUCCACCAUCAUAUCCUUUGGCAAGUGUCACCGUUGAAGGACCUUUACGCUUGGGUGUGAAAGAAAACCAGUGGAAGGCAUGGUUAUUAGCAUCUCAGAAAAUCAUAUCCUUGACGAACGGUUCGAUUAUUGAUGCGAUUGAAUUGUUCAAUAAAAACGUUGAUUUACACUUUUCUGGAUUUGAAGAUUGCGCAAUUUGCUAUUCCAUUCUUCACCAAGAUCAUUCAUUACCAUCAAAGACUUGUCCAACUUGUCUGAACAAGUUUCAUGCAGCAUGUCUUUAUAAAUGGUUCAAAAGCUCUGGUGCAAGUAGUUGCCCAUUGUGCCGUUCUCCUUUCAACUUCAGAGUUUCAAGAAGUUAAGUACAAAGAAACAAUUAAUAUCCUACAGUAUAUUUAUGUAAAUAUAAAUACAUUCAACUUUAAU
This is a messenger RNA of Hyphopichia burtonii NRRL Y-1933, 5044 nucleotides long. RefSeq names its product ubiquitin-protein ligase. Gene Ontology annotation, molecular function: ribosomal large subunit binding; zinc ion binding; ubiquitin protein ligase activity. Gene Ontology annotation, cellular component: cytosol; RQC complex. The coding region runs from base 58 to 4980 and encodes 1640 amino acids. Gene Ontology annotation, biological process: rescue of stalled cytosolic ribosome; ribosome-associated ubiquitin-dependent protein catabolic process. The transcript has a single exon. The record is from RefSeq and is a predicted model, not a curated record. NCBI's taxonomy places the organism in Eukaryota, Fungi, Ascomycota, Pichiomycetes, Serinales, Debaryomycetaceae.